AUGAUGUCCAUGAACAGCAAGCAGCCCCACUUCGCCAUGCACCCCACCCUCCCCGAGCACAAGUACCCGUCGCUGCACUCCAGCUCCGAAGCGAUCCGGAGAGCGUGUCUCCCGACGCCGCCGCUGCAGAGCAAUAUCUUCGCCAGCCUGGACGAGACGCUGCUGGCGCGGGCCGAGGCGCUGGCGGCGGUGGACAUCGCCGUGUCCCAGGGCAAGAGCCACCCGUUCAAGCCGGACGCCACCUACCACACCAUGAACAGCGUGCCGUGCACCUCCACGUCCACCGUGCCGCUGGGGCACCACCACCACCACCACCACCAUCACCACCACCAGGCGCUGGAGCCCGGCGACCUGCUGGAGCACAUCACCUCGCCCUCGCUGGCGCUCAUGACCGGCGGCGGGGGCCACGAGGGGGCGGGCGGCGGCGGCGGAGGAGGAGGCGGCGGCGGCGGCGGCGGCGGCGGGGGGCUGAUCUCCACCUCGGCGCACCCGCACUCGCACAUGCACGGCCUGGGCCACCUGGCGCACCCGGCGGCCGCGGCGGCCAUGAACAUGCCCUCGGGCCUGCCGCACCCGGGCCUGGUGGCGGCGCACCACGGCGGCGCGGCGGGCCAGGCGGCGGCGGCGGCGGCGGCGGCGGUGGGCGCGGCCGGCCUGGCCUCCAUCUGCGACUCGGACACGGACCCGCGCGAGCUGGAGGCCUUCGCCGAGCGCUUCAAGCAGCGGCGCAUCAAGCUGGGCGUGACGCAGGCCGACGUGGGCUCGGCGCUGGCCAACCUCAAGAUCCCCGGCGUGGGCUCGCUGAGCCAGAGCACCAUCUGCCGCUUCGAGUCGCUCACGCUGUCGCACAACAACAUGAUCGCGCUCAAGCCCAUCCUGCAGGCCUGGCUGGAGGAGGCCGAGGGCGCCCAGCGCGAGAAAAUGAACAAGCCCGAGCUCUUCAACGGGGGCGAGAAGAAGCGCAAGCGGACUUCCAUCGCGGCGCCCGAGAAGCGCUCCCUCGAGGCGUACUUCGCCGUGCAGCCGCGGCCCUCCUCCGAGAAGAUCGCCGCCAUCGCCGAGAAAUUGGACCUCAAAAAGAACGUGGUGCGGGUUUGGUUUUGCAACCAGAGACAGAAGCAGAAAAGGAUGAAAUUUUCCGCCACCUACUAA
Messenger RNA from Elgaria multicarinata webbii, 1152 nucleotides. RefSeq names its product POU class 4 homeobox 1 (gene POU4F1). Bases 1 to 1152 code for a protein of 383 amino acids. Gene Ontology annotation, molecular function: DNA-binding transcription factor activity, RNA polymerase II-specific; RNA polymerase II cis-regulatory region sequence-specific DNA binding. The record is from RefSeq and is a predicted model, not a curated record. Lineage: Eukaryota; Metazoa; Chordata; Lepidosauria; Squamata; Anguidae. Gene Ontology annotation, biological process: regulation of transcription by RNA polymerase II. The transcript has 2 exons.